Octopus sinensis (East Asian common octopus) is the source of this 2946-nucleotide messenger RNA. Its product is annotated as zinc finger protein 260-like. The record is from RefSeq and is a predicted model, not a curated record. Gene Ontology annotation, biological process: regulation of transcription by RNA polymerase II. The transcript is spliced from 2 exons. Gene Ontology annotation, cellular component: nucleus. The coding region runs from base 347 to 2269 and encodes 640 amino acids. Gene Ontology annotation, molecular function: DNA-binding transcription activator activity, RNA polymerase II-specific; RNA polymerase II cis-regulatory region sequence-specific DNA binding. Lineage: Eukaryota; Metazoa; Mollusca; Cephalopoda; Octopoda; Octopodidae.
CUACGAAAGUAAGGCUGGUGGUGUUAGUAAAUUAGUUAUGUAUGUUAUUCAAGUAUAUCACUUAGUUUGUUCUUCCCAUCACUAAUGCUAUGAACGUCUUUUCUGUUUCUGUUCAAUGUCUUCAUUUUCCUACAACAAUCACAUCUACAUCAAAAAUGAACGAGAAAGAGAUUACAAAACAGAAAUUUCUCACCAAACAUUCAUAAAGGAAUUCAUAAAGAAGGGUAUGAAAAACAGAAGAAUGACAUUUUCAAGAAGACAUGUGACUUUUGUUUAUUAACCAUGAAGUAAUUUGUAAAAUUUAAAAAAAAAGAAUUACAUUGGUAUUUGAUAACCAACAGACAUUAUGGAGGAGACAGUAAGUAAAUGUCAAGAUAAUGAUGAACCAAAACCUGAAGCUAAAGUGCCACGAUUACGUUUAACAAAGAAAUUCUAUACGUGCAGCAUAUGUUUACUCAUAUUCUCUGAUGCUGAUAGUUUGACUAAUCACAAGAAUAUCCACAAUGAAAAAAAACCAUAUCACUGUGACAUCUGUGGUAAAACCUUCUCAGACAAUUCUAAAUUAACUCGCCAUAAAUGUACAUAUUCAAUAGAGAAACCAUUCCAUUGUGAUGUCUGUAGUAAAAGAUAUUCUCGCAAUGAUAAUCUGAAACGUCACAAACGAAUACACUCAGGAAUAAAACCAAGCCGCUGUGACGUUUGUGGUAAGACAUUCUACUCCAGUGAAAGUUUUGCAGCCCAUAAACGUAUUCAUACGGAAGAGAAACCUUAUCGUUGCAAUAUCUGUGGUGAGUUAUUUUCUGAAACUAAAGCAUUAUCUGUUCAUAAACGUGUUCAUGUCAAUGAGAAGCCAUACCAGUGUGAUGUGUGUGGCAAAUCAUUCUCCCAAAAUGGAUAUUUAACUUAUCAUAAACUUAUUCACACUGGGGAGAAACCGUACCAGUGUGAUAUCUGUACUAAAACGUUCUCUCGGAAUGAUUAUUUGAAACGUCAUCUACGUAUUCAUACUGGGGUAAAACCAUAUGAAUGUGAUGUCUGUGGUAAAAGAUUCUCUGGAAGUGGACAUCUGACAUGUCAUAAGCGAAUACACACAGGUAAGAAACCAUACCAAUGUGAUGUCUGUGGUAAAUCGUUCUCAACAAGUGGAAAUUUAACUUCUCAUAAACGUAUUCAUUCAGAUGAGAAACCAUACCAGUGUGAAGUCUGUCACAAAUCAUUUUCUCAAAGUGGACAUUUAAGCAAUCAUCGAAAUAUUCACACAGGUGAGAAACCAUAUCACUGUGAUGUCUGUGGCAAAGCAUUCUCUAUAAGUGGAGAUUUAUCUCGUCACAAACGUAUUCACACUAUUGAGAAACCUUUCCAGUGUGAUGUCUGUGGUAAAAAGUUCACUGUAAUUGAAAAUUUAACCUCUCAUAAAAAUAUUCACUCAGAUAAACCACACCCGUGUGAUAUCUGUGGUAAAAUAUUUUCGCGGAAGAGAUAUUUAAUUAGGCAUAAACAUAUUCACUCAGGGGAAAAACCAUACCGCUGUGAUAUAUGUGGUAAAGCUUUUACUCGAAAUGGGUAUUUAACUUCUCACAAACUUAUUCAUUCGGGAGAGAAACCAUAUCAGUGUGAGAUCUGUAGCAAAACAUUCUCUCGCAAUGAUUAUUUGAGAUGUCACAAACGUAUUCAUACAGGGGAAAAACCUUAUGAGUGUGAUGUUUGUGGUAAAGCAUUCUCUCAAAGUGGAGAUUUAACUCGUCACAAACACAUUCACUCAGGUGAAAAACCAUACCAGUGUGAUGUAUGUGGUAAAAAGUUUGCACGGGGGAGAUAUUUAAUUAAGCACAAACAUAUCCACACUGCAAGUUCUUAUCAUUGUGAUACCUCUGGUAAAGAUUUUGCAGGAGGUGAAAAUUCAGCUGACGAUCAUUUUUAUGCUGGUGAAAAACUACACCAAUGUGAUGUCUGUGGGAAAAUAUUCGCACAGAAGAGAUAUUUAAUCAGACACAAACAUAUUCAUUCAGGUGAGAAACCAUACCAUUGUGAUACUUGUGGUAAAACAUUUUCUCGCAACGAGUAUCUGACUCUUCACAAACGUAUUCACACAAGAGAAAAAUCCUAUCAGUGUGACAUCUGCAAUAAAGCGUUCUCUGCAAAUAUCAUUUUAACUAUUCAUAAACGCAUCCACACAGGGGAAAAACCAUACCAUUGCGAAAUCUGUGGUAAAACAUUUUCACAUAAAACAACUUUGAAUAUUCACCAGCAUGUUCAUGCAGUAGAAUAAUCAUUUUACGCUAAGUGCUGGGAUUUGACCAUUAACAUCUGUUGCAACAUGUUAGCUGUCCUUUUUGCAGUAUAUUAAGGAAGUAACUUUUAUCUCUUCUGAAAAACAUAGCCUAAACUAAAAAUAUUGUUAACCAAUUGUGACAUUAUGUAGCAUGUUUUUAGACCAGAUUAGUUAAUUGCAUGCAAAAGUAUUUUAAUCUUGCUUUAAAGAGAACAUACCGGUCUAAUUUUUAAAUGUUCAUUGUUUUAUCUGAGUUGGGCAUUAUCCACCUAAUAUGCUGUCAGCUUUAACAACACCACCUUCAACAAGUAGUUAUUUUGACUACUGGCCAACACAUCUUUCAUGCAACUAAUGCCUGUAAUCAACAUGAACAUAAAAGUUUGUAUCCACUGUAGCAACCACCUCUGAAACGCAGAAAAGAAGUGUCUUUGUGCAUGACAUAGCCUGCAAGCUCUCUCACUUCCUGAGUUUUAUGAUCCCUUGCACAAAAGUGUUCUCUACUGACCUCAACCCACCAUUCCACAAACAAGACAGCUUAUGUUAGCUGCUCAUCCACUUUGUCAUUUGUUCUUCGCUUCAAUUCCACACUGCACAUGCUCUACAACACUCUCUCAAUCUCUCCUUCCCAAUGUCUCCAAUUUCAUCCAAACCACAUGAAUUCAAUCAUCAUGUGC